Messenger RNA from Wasmannia auropunctata (little fire ant), 1832 nucleotides. Its product is annotated as UDP-glucuronosyltransferase 2C1-like. The record is from RefSeq and is a predicted model, not a curated record. The transcript has 4 exons. Gene Ontology annotation, molecular function: UDP-glycosyltransferase activity. Lineage: Eukaryota; Metazoa; Arthropoda; Insecta; Hymenoptera; Formicidae. The coding region runs from base 278 to 1825 and encodes 515 amino acids.
CGUUAGUCAGCGUUUCAGUGACAUGUUAAGACAACUACGUCGAAGUAGAACAAUUGGAUUGUUUAUCGUGAAAAGAGUAUAAAAACUAGAAAAGAGAAAGUUUUUCAGAAAUUAAAGACUUCAGUGAUUGAUUGUGGAUAACAAAUUUUUCUAUUUCAUAAAAAUGAUUAAUAGAUUUAAAAAAAUUAAUAGAUUUAAUAAAAUUCUGACAUUAAUAAUUCGCGUGUAAAAAGAUUAAUUAUUCAAAGUCGACACGUGCCCUUGACAUCGAUAUACGAUGAAGAUUACGACGACGUCGUUGGUUACGAUCGUCUGUUUACUCAGUAUGGUCAAUGGGGCCAGGAUACUGGCGAUAUUUCCCUUCAACGUGAAGAGUCACUACAUCGUGUUCGAGCCGUUGCUGAAGAGACUCUCUGCGAGAGGUCACGAGAUUGUCGCGGUGACGCACUUCCCUCAGAGGAUUCGCCUGGCCAACUUCACCGACGUGGACGUUUCGUCCGCUUUGCCGAGUCGAAUCAACACUAUACCGUUGAUCAAUAUCACGAUAUGGCAAUCUAUUCUACGCUUCAUGUCCUCGGAAUUUUGCGAGUUCGUAUUGAGCCAUCCAGAAAUAAAGAGGAUUAUCAAUGCGAAGGAACACUUUGAUUUACUUGUGAUCGAGAUGUUUGCUAGCGAUUGCUUCUUGGGUAUCGCCCAUGCUUUAAAUAUAUCCAAAAUAGUCGGCGCUAUCAGCUCUGCUGGAUUAUUGCGGACGAAUGUUAUGUUAAGGAAUCCUGAGAAUCCAAGUUACAUCCCUAACUAUUUCAGCUCGUACACCGGGCGAAUGAAUUUACUUGAAAGAUCGUUUAAUACGGUGCUUCUACUAAUCGUCAAUUCGGGUUUUAGAAUACUUUCCGACCGAUCGAGUUAUGAGGUCGCGAGAAAGUACUUGGGGCACGAUUUGCCCGACUUUGAUGCUCUCCGGUCCAGGAUAUCGUUGAUCCUGACGAACGGCCAUCCGGCCGUGAGCGUGGCACGUCCUCUGGCGCCAGGAGUUAAGGAAAUCGGAGGUAUUCAUAUUCCGAUAUCGGGCCCGAAGCCACUGCCCAUGGAUCUCCAGGAUUAUCUGGACUCUCAGAGCAGAAACGGCGUUAUUUACUUUAGUCUGGGAUCGCAAAUAGACACGUCCACUAUACCGAACCAGGUGUUUGCCGCCCUUUACCGAGCAUUCGAGCAAGUACCGCAGCAAAUACUGUGGACGUGCGCCAAAGAGAGAAUGCCUCCGCUACCGGGAAACGUUAAGUGCAUCGGGUGGGCGCCACAGCUCUCCGUAUUGUGUCAUUCGAAUACGCGACUGCUAAUCUAUCACGGAGGGCUACUCGGAUUACAGGAAGCAAUUUACUGCGGCGUGCCGAUCUUAGGAAUACCUGUCUUUGGGGAUCAUCGUUUAAACAUGGCCUAUGUCGUAGAAAAGGGACUGGCAUUGCAAUUGGAUUUGCAGCAGUUCUCGUACAAACGUUUCUCAAGCAGCUUAAAUGAAAUAUUAUCGAACAAGAGUUACACGGAAAUGGCACGAAAGGCCUCCUUUCAAUUCAAAGAUCGUCUGAUGUCGCCAGUAGAAGAAGCUACAUAUUGGGUAGAACACACAAUUCGUCACGAUCCGAAUUUUUUAAAGACAGCUGCUAUAGAGUUAACGUGGUAUGAGUAUUUACUAUUGGAUGUUGCUUUGAUGAUGAUAUCCAUCAUAGUUUUUGCACUCUGGUUAAUUUGUAAGUUAUUUAGUCUAUUGUUCUCUAAGAAAAAAAUAAUCAUCAUUAUCGAAGACAAUGUCAAGAAAAUAAAAUAAUUGUACG